CUUCGACUAAUGAAUAUGAUCAAGGAAGGACGACCUGCCCAAAGCCCAUGACUUGAACACCUGUAGCUUGUAGGUUAACAAUACCGGCCAUACCUCCAUCCAAAAGGUCAAACCAUCCGGUAGUCGGAUAGCCGAAUCGACCAUGUCAGCUCAACCCCCAGAGGUCCCGAGCUUCCCCUCGUCUACGGCAACGGCAACACCACCUCGCCCAGGCCCGAGCCAGAUGCCACCCCACGUCCCCCGUUCGACGGCUUCGUUCCACCUCGUCCAUAUGAUCAGCUCUAUCUUGGACCAACGUGGGUUCACCGGUUGUCAAGCUGGGGUGUUGGCCGAGAUGGAGAGGAUGCUUGAAGAUCACAUCGCCAACCUAUUCACCCAAGCUCAUAUACUCGCCGAACAUGCAUCCCGGCUUCAACCUUCUCCUGUAGACAUCCUGGAAUCGCUCUCCCAUUCAUACCUAUCCCGGGUGGAUCCUCAUCUCUUCGACCCUUCCAACUUCGAGGAUGACACCAAAAGCAAUAGCGAUAUCAAGAACCCUGACGGCACAGUUGCUGCCAAACCCGACCCGAACACAAACCAGCCGAUGGAAGUAGACAUCCCUUCUCAUCUCAAUACCGAACACCUCACUCAAGAAGAACAAGCCCAAGCUCUUCAGGCUUCUCAAUGGAAGACCAGGGAUGCGAUCGAGAGACGGGUACAUGCGGUCGUCUUGGAGAGUUACCAGGCGCCAGUGAGGGAUUUGAAGAGCAUGGUAGCUAGGUCUAGAAGAGGAGUCAGGGGUGGGAAUGAGGCCGGGUUGAGUAAGGGAGAAGCUUCUGGGAGCGGGAAGGAGGGUGGGACUGGAAGUGUUUAUGAUCGGGUGUUAGUUCCACUCCCACUUGCCCUCCGAGAAAUAACUCCCGAACCUCAAGACCCCUACACAAUCUCCCUCUCAGACGACGAGGACGAAUCAGAUCGAUUACCUAGUAUCACCGCUUCUUACCCUCGCCUCCCUCCACUCAACAAACGCACCUUCAUUCCCGCUGAUCUACAAGACCCUGCGAGUGCAAUAAUACCAACCUCGGCCUCGAAUACAGGGAAUACAGAAAGCGGAGCACCCUCGACGCCCCUUCCGGCUAAACGUCGACGGAGGUCUACUAUCCACCGGUUAGAUGCGCUCUCUGACCAACUAUCUACCUCGACUUACCCCGGAGGUGCUUCUGGAAUACGGGUCAAAGACGAACCAGCAGGAGAGGGUUCAGCGGGAACGUCGAAUGCAGGAAAGCUUGAUUCGAGCAAGAGCGGGACCGGGACCGGGACAGGGCCUGAGAGGGAGAAUGAGAGGGAGAUUAAGAUGCGGAAGAACGAACGACCGGGGUACAUGUUGGACGUCCCUUGGGUUCCGGGUUUACCAGGUCGACAUCGGUGGAGAAAGACGUUCGAGCGAACCACCCCAGACACCCACGCACAACCCCACACUCACUCUCAUACGCACCUAACGAACAAGACCCUGGAAUACCUCACAUCCUCGGUCCAAUCUACCGCCUCUUCAUCCGCUCUACACCUCUUCCCCGAACCGGGCGCCAAGCGUCGUAUUACGGACCGGGACAUGAAUAAUACAGAAAGGGACCCCCAAUCGGCGUUAUCGACGCCCAGGGGAACGGAGGUGGUCACCAGACACACGGUGCCUCUGGAAUUAGCCCCGGUGAACUAUCACACGUCCCACACUUCCGCUUCUUCCGGCUCUUUCGAGUCGUCUGCUGAGGGUCUAGGGUCGGGAUCAGGGGCGAGCGGGGGAGCAGUGACGGGUACGGGUACGGGGAUGAUGGACAGUCCCCUAGCUCAAGGUGCUGGAUUCAGUUUGGGGGAUGAGGUGUUCGAUCGGGUGGUCAGGAAUGGGGGCAGAGGUGGGCAGGCUGGGUUUGGGAGGAGGCGGCGAUGGGUCGUCGUUUAAAGAAAAGGGAACGAGUUGGUCGGAUCAUGGAGGUCUUUCGAACGUUGGGAUGAAGGUCGGAGGGGAUCAUACGUUCGGCAGACAAACGGGGCAACCCAACGAGAUGGACGAGACGGCCGCCGUAUCGCUGACAACACAUGUAGACGAGCUUAAUAUUGUAUCCAGGUCAAGCGGGCCGAUCCUUACGCAGCAUGUAUCUAUUAAUACAUCAUACAGUAUAUCCCGUCCGGCCGAGGAACUUGUCAACUAGAAAAAUCGUGCGCCCCUCAACAAGGUCCGCGUAAGAAGAUG
Filobasidium floriforme is the source of this 2224-nucleotide messenger RNA. RefSeq lists its product as uncharacterized. Bases 143 to 1933 code for a protein of 596 amino acids. NCBI's taxonomy places the organism in Eukaryota, Fungi, Basidiomycota, Tremellomycetes, Filobasidiales, Filobasidiaceae. Gene Ontology annotation, molecular function: protein heterodimerization activity. The record is from RefSeq and is a predicted model, not a curated record. The transcript has 4 exons.